Episyrphus balteatus (marmalade hoverfly) is the source of this 1329-nucleotide messenger RNA. Its product is annotated as zinc carboxypeptidase A 1-like. The transcript has a single exon. Gene Ontology annotation, biological process: proteolysis. Bases 30 to 1283 code for a protein of 417 amino acids. The record is from RefSeq and is a predicted model, not a curated record. Lineage: Eukaryota; Metazoa; Arthropoda; Insecta; Diptera; Syrphidae. Gene Ontology annotation, molecular function: zinc ion binding; metallocarboxypeptidase activity.
AAAACUGUAACAUCUCAUUCCGCAACAAUAUGUCGCGAUCGUUGUUAAUUUUCGUCAGUGUCUGCCUGGCAUUGGCAGUUGGUGAACAAGCUCGUUAUGACAAUUAUAGAGUUUACAAAGUUAUCGCAAAUGACAUUGACCAAUUGGCCGCUUUAAAGGAUCUCGAUGGGUCUACUGAUAGUAUGAUUUUCCUUGAUGGAGUUCAUGCUUUGUCGAAGGGUGUUCAUGUGGUGGUUGCCCCUCACAAAGUUCCUGAUUUCGUCAACAUUCUAAGCACGAAAGGAAUCACCCACGAACUGGUCGAAGAGGAUGCUCAAUCCAGGUUGGAUAGUGUAGAUUUGGGAAUUUCAGGGCGUGCACGUUCAGGAUAUGGUUGGACAUCAUAUCACACUCUUGAGGAGAACUACGAAUGGCUCAGAUCAUUGGCCAAGGCUUAUCCCAAAGUUGUAUCGCUGAUCGUUGGUGGAAAAUCCUACGAAGGUCGCCAAAUCUUGGGCAUCAAGAUUUCCCACAAAUCCGGAAACAAGGGUAUCUUCAUCGAAGGUGGUAUUCAUGCUCGUGAAUGGAUUGCACCCGCCACUGUGACCUAUAUAAUCAAUCAACUUUUGACCAGCACCUCCCCUCAAAUCAAGAAUAUCGCGAUAAACAACGACUGGUACAUUUUCCCACACGCCAAUCCUGAUGGUUAUGCCUACACUUGGACUAACGAUCGUAUGUGGCGCAAGACACGUCGUCCAUAUGGCAGUUGUUUUGGUGCCGAUCCCAACAGGAACUGGAACUUCCACUGGAAUGAAGUUGGAUCUAGCAACAAUGCCUGCUCUGAUACCUAUGCUGGACCAUCGGCUGCUUCAGAAAUUGAAGUUAAAACCUUGUCGAGCUAUAUUUCCUCGUUGAAGGGAAAAAUCCAUUUGUACAUUUCGUUCCAUGCAUACUCUCAAUACUUGCUGUAUCCAUAUGGACACACCAACCAAUUGCCACCAAAUGUCGCCGAUUUGAAAACAGUUUACAAUGCAGCUGUUGAUGCAAUGAACAAACGUUAUGGCACCAAGUACACAGGAGGCAAUAUUUACGAUGCUAUCUAUCCUGCUUCAGGAUCAAGUAUUGAUUGGGCUUAUUCCAAUGUUAAUACUAAAUUGGCUUACUGUUAUGAAUUGAGACCAUCGAGCAAUAAUAUCUGGUAUGGAUUCCAAUUGCCAGCUUCUCAGAUUAUUGCAACUGGUGAGGAGACUAUUGAUUCCAUUGUAGCUAUGGUUGGAAAAGCCAAACAGUUGAAAUACUUGUAAGCUUUUAAAGUGAAAUAAAAACGAGUGUUUUUUGGUUUGAAAUCAA